CUUUCGAGUGCGUGGAGGGAGUUCCCAAAGUUUUCAAAGACACUAUAGUUCAGAAUCUGUUUGUAAGGACUCAAAUUGCUGCUUGAGAUGCAAACUCACGCGUGGGAUGUUCCAGGAGCUGAGGUGUGAACUUGAGAAGAGAAGAGAAGAGAAGAGAAGAGAAGAGAAGAGAAGAGAAGAGAAGAGAAGAGAAGAGAAGAGAAGAGAAGAGAAGAGAAGAGAAGAGAAGAGAAGAGAAGAGAAGAGAAGAGAAGAGAAGAGAAGAGAAGAGAAGAGAAGAAAAAGAAUGGGAUAAAUAAAGAAAAAGAUGGAAAAGGCCAGACCUAAACUUCCAGUUGGGAAGAUGGACUGAGGAGACCCAGAGAGACGUGGAGGACUAAUCAGCAGAUGGACAUGUGCAGAGAGCGACUCAGCGUGGGAUGGCUGCUACGUCUGGGCUUGGUGCUCACCGCCGUGUGUCUGUGCAUUCUUAUUUACCUGGACGCACGUUGGCAGGCUGCUCUUGCACCCCUGGUUCUAGGAGGUCCAACCCAAUCUAAUAAGAGUCAAAAAAGCAGACUGAAACCGGGUUCUGCAGAAGCACAUGAGCAGGACACAGGCGUCAAAAGGGAACUCUCAUAUGCUCACACACUGGACGGUUCGACAAAGUGCUGCCCACCUCUUCACCCACACAAAAAGACUCCACGGUGGCGGAUAGAGCUGCAGCCUUGGGCCAGCGAGAAUCAGUCCCUGGAGGAUGAAGCUAAAAGGUUCCUCAGAUACAUCACCACCCCACAAGUGUCGUGUGCAUCAUUACCUGAUAAGAAAGCUGCUCAGGAAGGAUCCGCUGGCGGCUGGGCUGUAUGCCUGCAUCCUAAGUAUAGUCUAAUCCACAGGAUACGGAGUAAACGCUGCAGGGUCUACUCUUUUGGGCUGGGAGUAGACGAUUGGUCCCUGGAGCGUUUUCUCGCCGGAUCAGGGUGUGAGGUCCACGGCUUUGAUCCCAGCCUGAAGCAGCUUCACCUACAAGAAGCUGGAAUGUGGCUCCAUCGGCUCUCCCUGGACUGGAGAGAUCCCAACCCCGCCGUUGUCGCCCAGCGUCAGUAUGCGAACAGCAAGAAAAUGGCCACCAUCCUGAAUGACUUUGGGCACAGAGAGGUGGAUGUCAUAAAAGCAGACAUGGAGAGCGCAGAGUGGAAGAUUCUGGAGAAUCUGAUCCUAGAAGGAGUUCUGGACUCGGUGGGCCAGCUGCUGUUGGAAAUCCACCUGCACUGGGCGGGGUUCGAGGUGGGCGGAGAUGACCCGUCCGUGGUGCGGUACUGGUUCAGCGUCCUCAAGGAGCUGGAACGGGCCAACUUCCUGCUCUUCCACGCCCACAGAAACCCAUCCAAACCUCAGCUGUUUCUACACAAACACGUCCUCAACGCCAGCAGCGCUUACACCUUGAGCUGGGUGAAUGCUCAGUGGAAGUCUUGAAGGAUGCGGGAGAAAACAUGGAAAUAGUAACGGCCAACGUGACUUUGACCGGUGAGCAGAACUCCUCAGAGCUUUCUCAUCGGGCCUGACCUUCUCACAAAGCUCCCUGCUCCUACUUAGACUGCAGCUCAUCGCCCCGAGGCCGGCAAUGACCCGAGCGGUGUAGAGGGACAGAAUAAUCGCUCCUGAGGCUCCGUGGUUUAUUCUCAUAGUGGCUGUAUUUGUGGCUGCAGGUCAGUAUGAUUCAGUCGGAAUCAUCACAGCACUCUGAGCCUGCCCCAAAGCCCCACAGCUUCUUGAAAGAAAAAAGAAAAUAAAGAAGAAAAACCCACUAAGAGAGCAUAUCCCUUGCAACCCUUUAAGUUCAAAGUAAUCCUGGUCGGUAUCAAAUUUUAAUGUGCUCUCUGGUGCAUCUCAGCUUGGUGAUUCUGCCUUUCUGCUCAUAAACCGAUCAGCAUUAUAAGUGCGGCAGCAGCAGCAAAUCAGACCUGAUCUAAUUAUGUAACACCAGCCUGAAAACUUCCCUGUGUCAAUUUGACAAAUCACUUGAAAAAGAGGAUUUCUUCUCAUGUUUUUUUGUUGAACUAUGAAUAAAGACUUUCCCAAUGAAACAAUGCUCCAAUUUCAUUAAACAGUAAUAUGUACAGAAGGUUUAUUUCCACAGUCAUAUCACUGAAAAACUUUACCUUCUUUAUAGAUUGAUGACAUCUAAAGUGUACUGCACAAGACUUUUAAAAAAAAAACAAAAAAAAAAAGUAUCCUCCAAUUCUCCUUUUGCAGUUGAGACAAUGUUUAAAAUUAGCAUGUGUACACGUUCUAAUUCUCAUUACAGGAUAAAAAAAUACACUUUUCCAAUAAGACUGGAUACCAGUCCUUUGGC
Molecule: messenger RNA, 2335 nt
Organism: Cololabis saira (Pacific saury)
Lineage: Eukaryota; Metazoa; Chordata; Actinopteri; Beloniformes; Belonidae
Gene: mettl24
Product: methyltransferase like 24
Exons: 5
Coding region: 388-1455 (355 amino acids)
Source: RefSeq, a predicted model, not a curated record